Messenger RNA from Wallemia mellicola CBS 633.66, 541 nucleotides. RefSeq lists its product as hypothetical. The coding region runs from base 32 to 469 and encodes 145 amino acids. Gene Ontology annotation, cellular component: nucleus. The transcript has 2 exons. Gene Ontology annotation, molecular function: DNA-binding transcription factor activity, RNA polymerase II-specific; zinc ion binding. NCBI's taxonomy places the organism in Eukaryota, Fungi, Basidiomycota, Wallemiomycetes, Wallemiales, Wallemiaceae. The record is from RefSeq and is a predicted model, not a curated record.
AAAAUAUAGUGCAACCAUAUACACGAAGCACAUGCAAGAAUUAUACCCACUCUCUACAUUACUAGCAUCGCCGUUUAACUCUUCACGAUUGGAGAGCUCGGUGGGGCUUUUCGAUAACAAUCUCGCAUCGGAAUACCUACUCUGUAGGGAAUACGAUGGGAACAUCCAAGCACAACCGAGGACGCCACCGCAAGCAAAUAUCAAAAAGGAUAAAAAGCCACGACUUGCGGUAGCUUGUUUGUUCUGCAGGAAGCGCAAAAUCAAAUGCGACGGUCAGACAAGUUGUAUACAUUGUCAUAAACGUGGUAUAGAUUGCGUAUACCCUGAGAUACCACGUAAGAAACGCUCAAACAAGCAACUUCAGCAGGCAGAAGAUGAAAAUGAGAUGUACAACUCUAACUGCUCUGGAAGCAAGUUUGGUAGCAAAUCUGCGAUUAUAGCAGAGCAAUACAAAGUCAAAUACUUCUAAUAAACUAAGUAAUCGGAUAUUUACGAACAUAACGACAAUAAAUUAUAAAUUUUGAUCUUUUUGUAUAUCAGA